UGUAUCUUUCCUAAACGAAAAAACUGAUUUGCUCAUACUCUCAGAGGAUCGCGCGCUUGUAGUACUAUCAACACCCUAAUUUGCCAAUUAUUUGAGUUCAAAUCAAAUUUCUUCACACAUUUCUUUUAAUUUUUUCGAUCAGUGUCAGCUUCUACAAUGUUCAACAACAAUAGCAUCUCGAUCUCCGUCUCGGAUGAGGAGUCGGACGAGCUCGGUAAGAUGCGAGUUCGAGUCCGUAGAAAGCGCAAGAAACCAGGUUACCGAGACAAGAACGAGUUAACUCUCCGAGUUUGCAGGCUUCUUGUGAAGUACUGGAUGGUUCUGAUCUUCCUCCCCGCAGCUGGUUUGCUCCUAUUCGAGGCCUCGAGGAUUGGUAGGAGGCCGAGUUUGGUGGCGAGCCCGGAACACGGCAUGGUAAAGAAAUUGGAGAUGAAACCUCAGGUGAAUUUGAAUCGGCUCGAUCCAACGACUCGUGUUGUCGGCGGCGUUAGAGAACGUUGCUUGAAGCUCCUACCUCCACAAGAACUUGAGCAUCUGGAUAUACCCAUGCUUGAAGAUACCAGGAGUCCUGUUAAAAGUGUUCUGUAUAUAUCAGAGAAAGAUACACCAUUUCUAGGCAGGAAUACGACCAUUCCUCAACAAAACUCAGAAGUCAAAAGAUUCAAUUUAUUUACCGGAAACCAAACUCUUGAUCAGAGAGACGAAAGUUAUAAGGUGAGAGAAACAGCUGCAAUACAUUGCGGAUUUUAUAGUGAAAAUGGAGGGUUUAGAAUUUUGGACGAGGACAGAAGAUACAUGGAAACUUGUAAGGCUGUCGUGUCUACUUGUGCAUUUGGUGGUGGAGAUGACCUUUAUCAACCUAUUGGAAUGUCGGAGGCAUCUGUCCAACAGGUAUGCUUUGUUGCAUUCUGGGAUGAUGUUACUCUGGAAACUCAAGAAUCUGUUGGACAUAGAAUUGGUGAGGACCAUUUUAUUGGGAAAUGGCGCAUUGUGGUUGUAAAGGAUCUUCCCUUCUCGGACCAAAGGUUGAAUGGUAAAAUCCCAAAGAUGUUGGCUCAUCGCCUCUUUCCUCAAGCAAAAUAUUCUAUUUGGGUGGACUCGAAGUCCCAAUUUAGAAGGGACCCUUUAGGUGUCCUGGAAGCUCUGCUUUGGCGCUCAAAAUCUGUACUCGCGAUUUCAGAACAUGGAGCUCGAAGCAGUGUAUAUGAUGAGGCUAAGGCUGUUGUCAAGAAAAACAAAGCUACGCCAGAAGAAGUUGAGGUCCAGUUGAGUCAAUAUCAACAUGAUGGGUUGCCUGAUGACAAGAGAUUUAAUGGGAAGAAAGCCUUAGCUGAAGCUUCGGUCAUUGUGAGGGAGCAUACGCAAUUGACUAAUCAGUUUAUGUGCCUCUGGUUUAAUGAGGUAGUUCGAUUUACUUCUCGAGAUCAACUCAGCUUCCCAUACGUUUUAUGGCGAUUUAAAGUGCUCAAGAACAUCAAUAUGUUCCCUGUUUGCACCCGCAAAGAUCUUGUUAACAGCAUGGGGCAUAUACGCAAAGCUAAGCCUUUAAGAAGUUAAAGACUGUCUGCUUCGACAACUUUCUUUUGAUUUGCUCAAAUGGUUACCAAUAGGUUUCGUUCAUUCGUAACUCAAUUUGUAGUUAAAUUAUUUUUUGAGACUUGGUCUCAGAAUCCCCAACCCCAACUUUUUUCCCUGCGCAUGAGUCGUUGCCCAACUUGGUAACUAUCAUGAUGUACACCUUGGUCGAUAGAAAACUUGAAGCCAACUAGCUUUCGGAAACUUGCAAAUUUAUGCACUUAUACAUGAUUAUGUAUGGAAUCCCAUGAAAAUAUCUUUGUACAAAUCUUGAAUUGGGGACGAA
Messenger RNA from Tripterygium wilfordii, 1861 nucleotides. RefSeq lists its product as uncharacterized. NCBI's taxonomy places the organism in Eukaryota, Viridiplantae, Streptophyta, Magnoliopsida, Celastrales, Celastraceae. The transcript is spliced from 6 exons. The record is from RefSeq and is a predicted model, not a curated record. The coding region runs from base 157 to 1557 and encodes 466 amino acids.